Oncorhynchus masou masou (cherry salmon) is the source of this 2291-nucleotide messenger RNA. RefSeq lists its product as uncharacterized. The record is from RefSeq and is a predicted model, not a curated record. The transcript is spliced from 4 exons. Bases 853 to 1563 code for a protein of 236 amino acids. Lineage: Eukaryota; Metazoa; Chordata; Actinopteri; Salmoniformes; Salmonidae.
UGCUAGUUCGUGAUUGGCUCUGCCCACCUCUUUCAUUGUUAUGCCCACUAUUACUAAUUUGUUCCCAUUGGAAACAACAGGCUGGGUCUAUCUUGGUCUAGUUAUAACAAAUCUUUGCUGAAGUCAUUCCCAAAAAACAAUAGCACUUCCGGAAACAAACCUACGGAUCUGGUAGUGGGACAAUCCACACUACGCUCCUCUCUGGAGAGACGUCUUUAUUUGAGCAAAACCUUUGCAUGUUCUCACGUUGACUGUAAAAAAGGUUGAACAUAUAAUCCGGCUAUUUUUAUAAAAUUGUGUAAAAUAUUUACAGGAAAUCUACACAUCAUUCAGUGCGUCACACAAAGCACUGUGUGCCGUGUCCAUAGAAUAAGAAGCCAUGUUCUGAUCAAUCCUGUACGUUAUAUUCUAAAUAAUAAUCGAUUGUACAUGUACAUGAGUGUUGGUUGAAGAUGUCUGCCACCCACAUGUCGAACGAAGGGUUUCAAAUUCAGUUCGCCUCUGUUAUGGAGAGUGUAUUGAAUACUGCAGUCACCGAGACAAUUAAACUUUUCGAAACAACUAUUGAGGAACUGCGAGCCGAAAUAUCCAGAAUAAAAAAGAGAACAAGGAACCUCAAAUCGAGGCGUCGAUCCCAUGAAAUAACGAAGAGAUGGACCGGUGAAAGUGAACGCCAAAACCACAGAGCCCAGACCGAGUCAAAGUGCAACACGUAUCGGAAAAUGUGACAUCGGCGUUCAAUGCGUUCUGACAAAGCAGGCUUUACCUCGGGCUGGGGAGCAGCACCUGCGGGAGGAGGACCAGGGGACUGAGCUGCACUGUGGAGCGUAUAACAAAGAGGGCAACCCACAGAUGGCCUUUGUUCUGAUCAAACAGGAGGUCGACUGGGAGGCAGACUAUUCUGAUGACUACUCCCCUGGGUACAUACUGCUGAAGAAGGAGGGGGCAGGUCCCCCGACUCUGGUCCGCAGACAACCUCUCAGAGAGUUACCAGGCAGAGCCCUGGUCCCUCCUGGAGCCGUCAGGGCCCUGAUCAACCGUUACACCCAGGAAAGGCCUCCCACCACCCAGUCUACCCCAGGAGCCGCAGCGGCCGUCCUCCAGGGAGAUCCAGACACCCAGGAGGCCCCCCAGGCUCUCAGCCCAUCCCAGCCCAGGACCAGAGAAGUUACCAGUGCCAGUGCAGGCCAGGCCCCUGGAGCAGAACAGCAGUCACUGGUAAUACCAGCAGCAGAGUCUCCCAUCAACAUUACACCAGACAGCAUCUUCUCAAUCAGCAGCCACUAUCCAGUCUACAUCACCUGUCCUGUCUGCUGUAUUGGUCCAGUCCACGGUAACUACUCUGUCAAAAGAAACUGUCCAGUCGACCGUAACGGUGAAGUCGACAGCAGCAGCGUCAGAGCGCCUGCCACCUGUCCUCUCCGGGUUACCCAGAACCCCUCAUCAGGAUACACAGCCCAGCCCCGUACCCCCUCGUCCACCCCAAUCAUCACCAUCACAGUCCUUCACAGAUGUUCUACCUGUAGCUCGUCCAAUAGCAGUGCCCUCAACACAACCAGCUAGGCCUACAGGACCACCGGUCGCACCACCAACACAACCGCAACCGCCUACAGUUUUGGAGCAGUUGGGUGUUGCCAUGGCAACAUCGCUAACACCACCGGUCCAGUCCGCUCCUUCUCCAACUGUGUUGAUAGAACCUGCCGGCCCCCCUGAGAAGCAGGGGUCGUUGGUCACUGAUCAUGUGCAACGCUCCCCCACUGUGCCACGACCGAAGUCACCUGCUUUCCCAGAGAGGAUGUCUGAUGAAGCUCCUCCUCAGCUGUCAGACCCUGCUGUAACUACACCCUCACCCUCUUGCCCCUUUCAAAUGUCUAAGACACAGUUUUUAGCUCAGUUGUCAGUAGUACCCCAAGUACGCGCCCUGCCGUGGUUGGAGGAAGAGGAGGAGGAAAAAUGGGGGGGAGGAAGAUGAAGGGCAGAAAGAUGAGGGCUUUCUUCCCUCCCUGCCACGUCUACGGAAGCUAUGACAACCAGGUCUGUCGCUACGGAGACAACCCCCGCCGGCAAGAAAAAGGAGGAGAUUGUUGUCCAGGUAGGUGGUGGCAGAAAGUCAAGUCAACGUGAAGCGCUCCUCUCUGGUCUCCGCCUCCGCUUAAGGCCCUGCCCCCAGAACAGUACUCCAUCUCCAGUGGUUGCUAAGAAACCCAGAGAAGAGAGAACCGCACACCGGUACCAUACCAGCUCCAACAGACUCCCCAGGCUCCACCGAAACGUCUCGCCAAAAAAACAGU